Bursaphelenchus xylophilus (pine wood nematode) is the source of this 712-nucleotide messenger RNA. The record is from the annotation of a GenBank genome assembly. Lineage: Eukaryota; Metazoa; Nematoda; Chromadorea; Rhabditida; Aphelenchoididae.
AUGAACCGAAACGUGGAGAUCAAGGCCAAAGUUUCAGACUUCUCCAAGUUUCUGGCAAAAGCUGAAGAAAUCUCUGGUCAAAAGCCAAUUUUAAUACCUCAAGAAGACACCUUUUUCCACUCAAAACAAGGACGACUGAAGUUGAGAGAGUUCCCUGGCAAUGAUAAGGUAACUGGUUUGGUUUAUUCUUUAUUGUAUGUUUAGAAGCCUGCAGAAUUGAUUCAAUACGAUCGGCCAGAUGUCUCCGGCCCGAAAAUCUCUGGUUUCAUUAAGGUGGGCAUUGAUGAACCAGCUGCAUUGAAGGUAAGAAGCUUGGUGAAGACUUUUUGGGCUCAUAGAUUUCCGUCGUUUUGAUAUGUACCGUUGUUUUGCCAAAAGUCGUGAGAUCUGUCACGUGUAAUAUAAUUUUGUCAAUGAUUUUUUUAUGGAAGUGAUGAUUAUAAGCAAGCUAUUUCAGCAAGCUUUGACCCUUUCCAAUGGAGUUCUCGGCAAUGUAAGCAAGAUCCGUUACCUUUUCCUUGUUGGUCAAACUCGAAUUCAUGCUGAUCGUGUUGACAAUCUUGGUGAAUUUAUGGAGCUCGAAGUGUGUCUAAAGGAAAAACAGACUCUCGAAGAGGGACAGGCUAUCGCCGAAGCUCUUAUGGAGAAGUUGGGUAUCACCAAAGACGAUCUGAUUGAAGGCGCUUAUAUGGAUGCUCUCCUUGCUCCAUAG